AGAUCAGAAGUGUGGAGAAGAUCGUGGUUCACCCAGGCUGGAAUGAUAACUGCCUGUCUUGUGGUAAUGACGUUGCGAUGAUUAAACUGGCCUCACCUGCCAUUGUGAACGACAAGGUGCAGCCCUCCUGUGUGCCAGAGAGUGGAGAGAUCGCUCCUCACAAUGACCCCUGCCAAAUCACGGGCUGGGGAAGACUCUACAGUGGUGGUCCCAUUGCCUCUAAGCUCCAACAGGCUCUCCUUCCUGUGGUUGGGCACAGCGUCUGCAGCAGCAGCGGCUGGUGGGGGAGCUCUGUGAAACCCACAAUGAUCUGCGCUGGUGGUGACAUCCGAUCUGGCUGCCAUGGGGACUCAGGAGGCCCUCUGAACUGCAGGGGUGGUGAUGGGAGGUGGUACGUGCAGGGUGUGACCAGCUUCGUCUCCUCUCAAGGAUGCAACACCCUCAUGAAGCCCACGGUGUUCACUCGCACCUCUUCCUUCACCAAGUGGAUCAGUGACACGAUGCUGCAGUACUGAAGACUUUAAACCUUUUUAUUGUCAAUAAAUUCAUUAACUACA
Micropterus salmoides (largemouth bass) is the source of this 557-nucleotide messenger RNA. RefSeq names its product proproteinase E-like. The record is from RefSeq and is a predicted model, not a curated record. Gene Ontology annotation, biological process: proteolysis. NCBI's taxonomy places the organism in Eukaryota, Metazoa, Chordata, Actinopteri, Centrarchiformes, Centrarchidae. Gene Ontology annotation, molecular function: serine-type endopeptidase activity. The coding region runs from base 78 to 515 and encodes 145 amino acids. The transcript has 5 exons.